AUGACGAUCAAGAGGAAUAAAGAAGAAACAACAACAAAAACAACAGAACUCUCAUACGAUGAUGAAUCAUCCUUGUCCAGUGAUGAAUCAUCGGAUGAUGAAGCAACAAGUGAAUUAUUGAAAAGAUACAUCUCAUCGGGACAACGCAUGUUGGAUGAGGCUUCAAAAGCUGUUUCCAAUAAUUUAUCAACAACGAUAGACAUAAAUUUAGAGCCAGUAUCUUCAUCAUCAAACGGUGGUUUAUUGACGUCAUUGCUUCAUGAAAUCAACACCACCAGUAAUGAAGAUAUAACGAGUCAUCAUGAACAAUCAUCAUCAACUCCACUUCCAGCCCUUCAUGAUGAUCAUCUUUCUUCGGAAGUAAAUUUAAAUAGUAAUAAUUAUAAUUUUACUGCUCCGUCAACAAUAGUAAACGAUAACACAACGAUUAAUGAUGCAUCAAUCAACGAUCAUCACGUGACGAGUGUUCAAACACCCUACUCUAAUUCUGUUGCAACUCCUUUACAUUUAACACCUAAUUUUCAAUCAACCACGGAUAAUAUAAGAAUGAUUGACGAAGAAGAUAUUGCCAGCAGCGUACAAUCGAGAUUAUACAUGUUAAAAAACGGCCUGCAACUCAAUUCCGAAUAUAGAGAAUUAAUUCAAACUGAGCUUGAGAAGAUUGAGCAAGCACAACGAAAUGUUGGAGAUUUGCAAAGAGAACUUAGAACAGAAUUUUUACAGCGCCAGAAAGGUCCUCCAAUGUCACUCUAUCCUACACGUAAAAAUUUAGCUCAAGCAACAGGAAAAAUUUCUAAGAAAUUAGCGUGUGAAUAUUUUGUGAAUUUAGCACAGAGUAAGCUGAAAGCAGCUGGAUCUAAUGCAAUUAUUGAGGACAAGUUCAACACUACUCUGGUAAAAUCAGCAGCAUUAGCCUCUAAGAAUAGUAUCGAUAAACCUAAGAAACCAAAGAAAAGCCAGAAAAAGAAAAAAAGAAAUACUGAGGAUGAAGAAUAUAUCAGUGAGUCUGAAUUUCAAUAUUCGGAUGAAGAAAAUGUGGAUAAUGAAAUGGAAAUAGACUCAUCAAUACCACAGGAAAGAGACAGUAAUGUAACUAUAAUAGAGGGCCCAAAACCGAACGAAGAUGCAAUCAAAAGACACAGCCUAAUUGAUAAAACAGUUAUCGUUGACACUAGAAAGUGGACCACCAAUGAGAUUAAGAAUUUACGGUAUGCCGUUAGACUACAAUCCCAAGAAUUGAAAUGUGCAUUUAUUCUCGAAAAUUACAAAGGAAAUAACGCUCAAAUCAAGAAAGAAUUUGAGAAUAUAUCUAAAAUGCCAGGUGAAGAAUUGGAAAAUAUUGAAACCUCUAAAAUUGAUUGGGAAAAGGUGGCAAUGUAUCAUGUAAAAACUAGAAAGCCUGAGGAAUGCAGAAAAUAUUGGGAAAUUGAGCUAGCAAAGGAUAUCAAAAAAGAAAAUUGGACAAAAGAAGAGGAUUUAAAAUUACUUCGUGUUGCCGAGGAUUAUAAGGGACAUGAUUGGGAAAAAAUUGCAGAAAAGAUGUACGAGGGCCAGGAACUCACAAGAAGGCCGAUUCACUGUUUUAGAAGAUAUCAACGUAGUUUAAAUACAAACAUGAUGAGAAGCAAGUGGACUCCAGAAGAGGACGAAAAGUUAAUGCAAGCUGUCAAAUUAUUUGGAGAAAAGAAUUGGCAGCAAAUUGCAAAUCAACUCGACGAAAGAACAGGUCAACAAUGUCUACAUCGUUGGAUGAAAACUUUAAACCCAGCUAUCAAGAGAGGUAGAUGGACUACCGAGGAAGACAAACGAUUGUAUUUAGCUGUUCAUGCUUACCCACCAAACAAUUGGGUACUUGUAAAUAGACAUACUCCAGGAAGAACAGAUGUACAGUGCAGAGAAAGGUGGUGCAAUAUUUUGAACCCUGAUUUAAAGGUCGGUCCAUGGACAAAAGAAGAGGACGAAAGUUUAAAGAAGGCAAUCAAAGAGCUAGGUGCAGGUAAUUGGUCUAAAAUUGCAGAAGUCAUGUAUCCCAGAACAGACAACCAAUGCUGGAGAAGAUGGAGAUUAAUCAGUUCUGAAGAAGUACCAGAUUAUAGAAAAAAGAUUUUGAAACGAGAAAAGGCACUUGUGAAAAAUUUUGUCGGUCGAGAAAAAGAGAGACCAGACAUUACUGCUGAUGAUCUUGAAAUUCCUCAUCCAGAAGAAGAAAAUGAUAAUAUCGGUUACCACAUUAAGGAAUUUGUUAACAAAUCUAGGACACUCUUUUUUACUUCCAAUAGGAGUAACAACAUGUUGUCACAAUCCAUAUGCUUGGAGGCUUUAUCAACUCUUGAAAAAGCACUUACCAUUCCCAAGCUGAAGAAUAUUUUAGAAAUUGAGUGGCAACGAAUGGAACAAAUUCGAUAUCUUGUUGAAAAAACACCCUUCUUUAUUGGAGUGCCACCUUCGAAUUUUGUGAAGAGAAUAUUUUCUCUCUUGUAUGCAUUUCGACUUCCAGCUGAAAUGAGAAGCCAUUCACAACACGAUACAACAACCUUAAUUCCAUCCAACCUUGAAACUCCUCAACAACGAAUUUCACACUUCAAGAAAUUCAUUCCCAGCGCGCAAGCUAAUUCUCCAAUAUUUACCACACCGUGUAUCAUGCCAACCAAUCUUAUUCCCUCUCUUCCAUGUAUUCCUGCAAGUGCUGUAUCUCUAAAUGCUUUGGCAACACUUCAUGAAAUUUUAAACAAGCAGAGCAAACCAACUCAAAAAACAACGACUGUGAAUAUUGAGGUGUUGAAUGAUAAUCGGAUGAAUUCAGAACCACACGAGAUGGCAACACCUUUAGACAGUGUGACAAUGCCAACCUUUGAAUCUCAAAUUAAGGACCCAACAUAUGAACCUCCAACACUCAUUCACAAUGACCCCAGCAUUCUCAAAUCGAAUGAAUUCAAAACUCUGACGAGUGUAUUUAAUUCUCUCUUCCAACGACCUUUACAACAAACUAUGGGAAGAAUUGCUGAGAGAUUACCUUUUCUAUUGAGACGGGUUCCAAAUAUUGACACCUUGAAUGACUAUGUGGAAGAAUGCCAAACGGUCUAUCAACACGAAUGCCAAAACUCUAAGGAUCCUGUUCUCAUUGAAGCGUCGCAAUGGCACACAGAUUCUUCCUUGAAUGAACCUCCAACAUUUCCCUCUCUAUUCUCGUUGUAUCAACAUUUACCCAAUGAUCAGUUUUUCGAGAAGGAACCUGCUGCAGCUCCUACGACACCAAUUGUUGUGACGAAACCUAAGGGAGUGCGUGGACGACCAAAGGGCUCAAAGAACAAGAAGACUCUUGACCGAGCAAGAGAAGAAGGAAAUUCUGAUUCUAUGACUGCUGGGGAUCCUUCUUCCUCCUUAGUGAAUACUCAGCUGUCAGAGGCUCCACAGCAAGCAAUCACUCAGAAAAGAGGAAGAGGAAGACCCAAAGGUUCCAAAAACAAGCCAAAAACAUUGGAACAGCUUACAGAGCAAAAGAAAAAGCAAUUGAACAAACCAGUCGUGCGAAAAGUUUCGAAAAAUUCAUCCGGAUCCUCGAAGAAACGAAAAACCACUCCUGCCUCCUCGGAGAAUAUCGUGAAUGUUGACGACGAAGAGGAGCAUGAAAAUUAA
This is a messenger RNA of Naegleria fowleri, 3636 nucleotides long. RefSeq lists its product as uncharacterized. Gene Ontology annotation, biological process: regulation of DNA-templated transcription. The transcript has a single exon. Lineage: Eukaryota; Heterolobosea; Eutetramitea; Acrasida; Naegleriidae. Bases 1 to 3636 code for a protein of 1211 amino acids. The record is from RefSeq and is a predicted model, not a curated record.